AUAGCUUAGCAUGAUACUAGCUUGGCCUGCUUGCUAACUUUUGGUUUUUUUGCACUUUUCUUUGCAGCUAACGUUGGUGCCGAUGGCUCUCUCCCUCCACCGCUUAUAAUUUAUCCUAACCUUCGUAUUCCUAUGAAUGUAUACGAAGCCAUUCCAUCCAGUUUAUUUGCAAUCGGAAAAAGUGAAUCGGGAUAUAUUAACCAUCAGGUGCUUUAUGAGUAUCUCACUAAUGCAUUUGACCAAUGGUUAACUCAACAUAAUAUACAAAGACCAGUUAUAGUUUGGUCCGACAAACAUGAAUCGAGGCUGCAAUUUCAUUUAGUUAAACCCUUAGCAGACCUGCAAAUAAUGCUUAUAUUGAUCCCACCAAACUGUACCCAUUUCAUGCAGCCUUUGGACGUAGGAUUGUUUGGCCCUAUGAAAAAUGAAUGGGCUAAGUGUGUGAAUAGGUUCAGGGCUGCCAACCCAAAUGAAUACGUUACCAAAGAGUCCUUUGCAGGAAUGUUCCUGCCAGUGUACACAAGGGUCAUGAGUAGAGAGAAAAUGGUAAAAUCCUUUAAAAAAUGUGGCAUACAGCCAUUUGAUCAAGACGAUCCUGAUUAUACCAAGCUCACUCUUGAAGAAGCCCACUCCGGAGACAGUCGAAUAUUUGAAGGAGUGCUUCAAGACGGUCGUGUUGAAGCUUCCACUCAAGUUGAAAAUUUUUUUCAUGUCAAUGUUGCGACACAGACAUCCUCUGACAUCAUCUUGUCUGGUAACACAAGUACUAGCACGAUGGAAGGACUGGGAGCAGGCCCAAACAUUCACCUGAUAACAAAAUCAUUUGAUGACUUUGUCAUCGAUUCGCCACGAUUUGAUUUACUCAGAAUGGUGAAGAGGCAAAAUUGGUUCCAAUAUGUCUUUGAUCGAAAUCAUCGGCAAGAGGAUGCACCAGCUGUUGAUUCCCUUGUUGUUUCCCCAGUUCAUUCACCUAGUAUUCAUUCUAGUUCAGAUGCACAGUGUUCCUCAAUGUCAGCCCCUCCAAACAGGACUAGGCCUAUGUUGGUAGAACCUCAAGACAAGCAAGAUCACCUGCGAUUAGUCCUGCUCUUAAAAAUCAUAAGUGGUUCCCUUCUCCAAAAAAAGCUAUCGGAAAGGUUCGUACAGUGGCUCAAGAACUUCAUGCCACAUCUGUAGUGACUUCAGAUAAAGUUGUCUCGAUGCUAGAAGGUAUUAGGCUUGAAAAAAACAAACAAGAACAAGCAAAAGAGGAGAGAAAAACGAAGCGCUUAGUUGCUGAAUUAGCUAAACGCAACAAGCCAAGUGUU
Hydra vulgaris (swiftwater hydra) is the source of this 1307-nucleotide messenger RNA. RefSeq lists its product as uncharacterized. The record is from RefSeq and is a predicted model, not a curated record. Gene Ontology annotation, molecular function: DNA binding. NCBI's taxonomy places the organism in Eukaryota, Metazoa, Cnidaria, Hydrozoa, Anthoathecata, Hydridae. Gene Ontology annotation, cellular component: nucleus.